Teleopsis dalmanni is the source of this 543-nucleotide messenger RNA. RefSeq names its product small ubiquitin-related modifier 5-like. The record is from RefSeq and is a predicted model, not a curated record. Gene Ontology annotation, molecular function: protein binding. The coding region runs from base 119 to 457 and encodes 112 amino acids. NCBI's taxonomy places the organism in Eukaryota, Metazoa, Arthropoda, Insecta, Diptera, Diopsidae. The transcript is spliced from 3 exons.
UAUGUAUUCAUUAGUCGAUAAAUAGUAAUCGAUUACUCUCCUUAAUUGUCCCGCUUCGACUACACUCGGUUUUAGUGCUUGUGGUGUUUUAAGCGUAACAGACAAAGUGACUAAAGCUAUGGAUAAAUUUAAUUUUGAACAAAAAUUCAAACUAGGUAUAGCAAUACGAGAAGGAAAAAAAGUACGGGUACUUGAAUUGGUGAAUGAUCCAGUUACUUUAACUGUUUUGGGAGUCUAUAACUAUGUAAUGAAAAUUCAAGUACCCAAAUGUAUCACGUUCGGCGAUAUCAUUAAAGUAUAUUGUAGAAAAAUGGCAAUAAUACCGGAAAACCAUAGAUUUUUUUAUAUGGGCGAACGCCUAAAAAAUGAAGCUACCCCAUUCACAAUGAAUAUGAACGAUGGUGCUAUCAUAGAAGUCUAUUCUACCCAGAUUGGAGGCGGUAUGGAAAGCUAUUAGAAGUAUUAAUUAUAAUGGUUUUAUCAUAUCACAAUUUAAUGCAUAGCAGCUUUAUAAUUUCCUGCUAAUUUAUAAUAUAAAAAAUU